Messenger RNA from Bombus pyrosoma, 3080 nucleotides. RefSeq lists its product as uncharacterized. The coding region runs from base 2325 to 2693 and encodes 122 amino acids. The transcript is spliced from 2 exons. NCBI's taxonomy places the organism in Eukaryota, Metazoa, Arthropoda, Insecta, Hymenoptera, Apidae. The record is from RefSeq and is a predicted model, not a curated record.
AAAAAAACAUUAGUUGAUCAUUUACUUUGCAUUGCGUCUAUCUACGUUACAACAAUCCGAAAGCGUCUUUGUAAAUUAGUAAAUAUUGAACCUUUGCGUCGAGCUGGCUGAUGCGUCGUCGAAAAGAAUUCAGUUCAGGUGUCAAACGCGAAACUUUACAUCUCGAAGCGAUAAAUACACGACUUGGGCUACUUUCAUAAUCAGAUAGAGAAACAGUUUCUCAGACGAGUCGUAAAUUUGAUCGCUAUAAUUAUUCCAGAAAUAUCUGCAAAUGUAUUUAAACUAGAAAUUUUUGACUCGAUCCUUGUCACCAAGUUUGCGUAUCAGGAUAAAUGAACUGGUACUGUGUAGGAAAAAACCCGAGGGUAACGAUCUACUGAAAAUGAUCCACGCGUGAUCUCGAGAGGAUAUUUUUAAUAAAAAUAAAGGAUUCCAUCGUCAGCAGAACCUUUAUUUACGUGCAAGCGAUCAAUAGCCAGGAAAACAUCGAUUACGUCGACAUUUAAAUCGGCUAAAUGAAACGUCGUGCUCGGACAAGAAAUAUGAGGAAGAGUUGCGGACAAAGAGACAUAUGGCGAUUCGAAGCAGACCGCGAAAGAGCCAUCAAUCGAUUGAUACGUCUGUCCAGCUCUGUCCUCGAAAAACAUAAGGGUUCGAAUUAUACGUAAUGUACGUAUAUUGAAUUACUGGAAAACGUAGAAAGAAUGAAAAAGUAGAUAAAGAUGGAGCGAGCGAGCGACGACAAUUUCGGUAUGCUUAUUAGGGCAAAGUAACUCGUGCCUUUCGCUCGACCAGAAGAACUGGUCCUCGUGAUUAGAGCGCGACCACCGGGAUUCGAAAAUAUCAGCUUUCGUUCGCUAAAACUGCUACGUUGGGUUUAAUCGAGCGAACUGAUCGUUGAAAUGUAAACGAUCCAUCGAAGCGAACAUCGUCGAGUGUCACGUGGCGAACGCUCGAAAAGAGGAAGAGGAACGGAGCGAAGAAGGUUGACGAGCGAAACGAGCUAAUUGCGCGUAAUUUGCUCCGUUUCGAUCCGGCGGGACGCGAACUAGCCAAGAGAAUGAAAUUACAAAGAGGUGGGGGCCGUUUACAGUUAAGCGAGAGAAGAAAAAGAAAGAGAGAGAGAGAGAGAAAUCUCGCUAGCAAAGAGAAGAUUCCUUCUCCGGCAACGGGGCAACCUUUCUUCUGCAUCCUGCUCGGCCGUCAGCCGAAUAACGGAGAUCCCGCGGAUGCAGGCCGAGCGCUCGGCUAGGCUGGGCUCUACUCGGCUGCACUCGGCUCGGCUCGGCGACGUCAUCGCGCCGGUUCUCGCGAGAUCUCGUACUUCUAGAUCGAAAUCGGUUAGCGCGGUUUCCGGUUUGAAGCUCGCGAAUUCUCGCCAUUUGUUUCUAUCGUCUCAUUUGCCAGAGAACUCGAUGCGAAACGCAUCGUCGGAUAAGUCGUAAACCUUUCUGAGCUCGCGUUUUCCACAGAAAGAACGAAAUUUUCCACGGAUGGAAUAAUGGCAGAGGAUUAUCGAACAGAUCGGCGCGUAUUUGGUUUUAUUGGUUCGUUGCAAAGUACUGGGAAUAAAGUUUACGAUUCGUACUAGGAAAUGCUCAAAGAUUUAUCCGACGAUCGAAUAGAUAGAGAUAGAAACAGAAAGGUGCGACACGUACGAGAAAGAGGAGAAGCGUCGCGAGACACGGCAUGGAAGCGAGCGGCGGAGAAUACGGCUCGAUUCGAAAAUCGGUAGUAACUAGGUAGCCAAGGAGGCACGUACCCCUACUCCGAGAGGAAGGUUGCGACCAGUUGGCCGGCUCUCGCUCGGAACAGGUGGGCUCGAGUCGAGAGAGUCUCGGCCUGCCGCUUACCGCGCACGGAUCGAGUUUGUCGUUCGACCGGUCUCUCGAGUUCUCGUUUUCGGCCACGAAAAAGUUCAACUAAACUAGCCGAAAUAUGCAUAUAUAAACGAGUCGUUAACAGAGUCGUUAAAUCAGCCGGUGGUUUACCAGCUUCGUUCUGGUUCGCGUUCAUCGCCAACUCGAACAAGAGCGCGUAGUGCGCGUUCGAAAUCGCCGCGUUCCAUUAUCGUUCGUCGACACGAGUACGCGCGAGAACAUCGACCGCGCCGAGUCAGGAAUUCUCUCGACGAAUUCUCUCGUCCUCUCGGCGCGACCUCUCGGCUCGACGCGUACGGCUUCGCGCCGCCAAACAUUCGCGGUGCCGCGAAUGAUACGAAUCGACGAUCGAAUCAGCGGAUAAAUCGGCUCGCUUCCGAUCCUACGGAACCGCGACGAGAUCUCUUGCCGCGGAACGAGCAACGAUCGCCGACCCGAUUUUGCAUGGGUGUACACGUAAGUGAAUCAGAACAAGUUCGAGACCGACCGAGCCCGAUGACAGAGCUCGUGAACGAUCCUUACGAUUAUCACCCUUCACCGAUCGAUAUCAAUGACAACAACGACGACGACAACGACGACUACGACGACAACGACGAUGACGACGUGCUUCGAUCCUGGCUAGUACUAGUCACGCAAAUCUUCGACGUGAAAGGAAAACGCGCUAAAAAGGAGAGAAGCGAGGCCCACCGUACCGAUGUCACCGGCAGAAUGGCCAGGGAUCGUUCCGGUUCAGAGUAUUCGGAGAACAUGAGCGACGCCACGACUUGCAGCUGCACGACGAGUUCCGCUGACAAGGCUAGUAGCGCAUGUUAGAGUAAAAUCUCGUUUGUAAGGGAUAGCGGUAAGUCGCGAUAAAUCGGAUCGGUCGCGCGCGAUUGGCGCGUGAUCGAUCGGUUUCGGAAGAACGAUACGGGCUACAGCCGUGGCUCGAUUCGGCUCGGCUCGGCACGGCUCGGCUCGGCUUGAAACAGCGCGAAUCACUCUUCCGGAAGAGAGUACGAGAGGUAUGCGAGACGGCAGCGUCCGAUAAUGGGAACGACGGUGGUGGUGUUUUCAGUGUUCGUUGCGCGGCUGCGGUAUGUUUCAAGAGCCGUUUUUCCUACAUCCACCUGGCUCGCGACCACGCGAUGGAAUCUACAUAAAUCCGAUGAGCGCGUACAUCGGCGAGCCUGUCAAGCCGAAGGAUACAGAGUCCUUUUA